Paramecium octaurelia is the source of this 655-nucleotide messenger RNA. The record is from the annotation of a GenBank genome assembly. NCBI's taxonomy places the organism in Eukaryota, Ciliophora, Oligohymenophorea, Peniculida, Parameciidae.
AUGGCUUAGGAAAUAUUUCAUAAGAAAUGGCUACAAAAUUUGGGGUAUUAUUCAUUAAAAUUGUUCCCAUACAAAUUCUUGUUUAAUUAUAAGCUUGUGAAGAAUCAUUAUGAUAAAUUUAAAGGAGAAGGCGAAUAUUUGAAUUAAUUUCUCAGUAUCCCUUUUAGAUUGACUCAUGAAAGGUUUUUAGGGGAGGUCCUUUAAAAAGAGUUGGAACGAUUUGAGGAACAAAAUUUGGAGAUAAAGAUCAGGAAAAUUAGAGCGAUAAAUGUGAUUACAUAUUUUAUUGGAAUAGGAACUUAUAGAUCACCACUUGUAGUUUCGAUGGCGGUGUCAAAGUUCUAAUUUAUUAAUUAUUAUUUUCGAGAAUAUUAUGGAGACAAGAAUCGAAUAAUUUUGUCAUUCUUAUUUAAGAUAAUUCAUUCAUUAGGUUUGGCUAAUGAAUUCUUAGAGAAAGUUGAAAAAAAGAAGGAUUUAAAAUUAGUUAUAUUUAUUUUGAAUGAGUAUAUGGUUCGAUAGAUGAAUGACUACACGAGAAGAUUAGGAAAUAAGGAAGCACAAAUAAUUUAAAGGAUUGGCAGUCAAUGGAAGGACAAUGUACAAAUAAAUUGGAUGUUGUAUAAGUUAUAUAUAGAUCAAGAUUUAAUGUGAUUAU